UUAAAAAAAAUAUAUUCCAUAAUUAGCACUUGCACUUUUAAAAGGGAGGAGUUGUCAAAUUUAGCGAUAUGUCAAGAACUGUCUACUAUAUAAAUAGAGCAACAUGCAUCGUUUUGGAAUCAUUGCUCCAGUUGACACUCCACAAAUUCAGAGGAUAAUCCAUUUGGGUACUACAUUGACUGUGAAGGCAAAUUAUGCUGAUUUGAACAUCAAACAUGGAUUCCAAACAAAUCUGUGCUGUUCUGCUAUUACUAUCUGUGACUCUGGUCCACGGAACAGGAUUUAAUAGAUAUGCCUACAUAAGGAAAAAUGUAAAAAGCCACGGAGAUUACAAUGUAAAAGCAUAUGAUUCUCAGAACUCUGAAGAUGAGGGAUAUGAAGACAAUGAUGAAAGCAGAGAUGUAGGAGCAGAACAGGGCCUGCAAGGUCCUCCUGGACCACGGGGCCCACCAGGACCUCCUGGGAAAACAGGCGUUGGAAUGCCAGGUGCCCCAGGCAAGCCUGGAAUGCCAGGAGCUCCAGGAUUGCCAGGAAUGGGAAAACCAGGAAUGCCAGGCGCACCAGGAAAGUCAGGUGAAACAGGAGCUCCAGGACCAAAAGGCGAUAGAGGACCACAAGGGAUGCCCGGAUCUAAAGGCAAUCCAGGAGCACCAGGAUAUCCCGGGCCAGCAGGGCUGGCUGCUGUUGGUAAACCAGGUCCACAAGGACUACCAGGUGCUCCAGGGGCACCAGGCAGACCUGGAGAAAAAGGAAUGCCAGGGCAUAUGGGUCUUCCUGGAGCAAAAGGGGAAAAGGGAGUUGGAUUUCCUGGGCGUCCCGGGAGCAGAGGGGCAACAGGACCACAAGGGCCUCCAGGAUCACCUGGACCAGUAGGAUUAGGAAGUGCUGGAGCACCUGGUCGUCCGGGUCAACCAGGUGAGAAAGGUGCAAUGGGCCCUCCAGGUGCACCAGGAUAUGCAGGUGCCCCAGGCCCAAAAGGACCACCUGGAAAUCCCGGUCUUCCAGGACAUGGAAAACCAGGAGCGUCAGGUGAACCCGGGGUACCUGGAGCUCCCGGAAACAAAGGUAAUCCUGGUCCACAAGGUUUACCAGGUGCACCUGGACUGCCAGGUUUCGGAAAACCCGGUAUACCCGGACACAAAGGAGAGCCUGGUUCUGUGGGUCCUGUUGGUUAUCCAGGAGAAAAAGGAGAGGCAGGACCAACUGGGGCACCUGGACAGCGUGGAGCUGUUGGGCCAGUAGGUUCACCUGGACCACAAGGUGCCAGGGGCUCACCAGGAGCUAACGGUGCACCAGGAGAGAAGGGGGAAUCAGGCCCUGCUGGCGCCCGUGGAUACCCAGGGCCAAAAGGUGAAACAGGCCCUGGUGGUGCCCCAGGUAAAUCAGGAGCUCCAGGACUACCAGGUAGACCAGGUCCACAAGGACCAGUUGGUGCAAAAGGUAGCAUGGGAGGUCCUGGCGGACCAGGUAAAUCAGGAAGUCCUGGGCCUCCAGGUCCUCAAGGACCACCAGGUUAUCCUGGUGAAGCCGGAUCAAGAGGAAGUGCAGGACCACCUGGUCCAAGAGGUCCACCUGGUUCUCAAGGUUCUCAAGGGUUUUCAGGGGAAAAGGGAGAUCCAGGCCCUCCAGGUCCACCAGGUCCUCCUGGAAAUUUCUAUGGGAAAAUGGCAAGUGGCUCACCAGGUGCACCAGGGCUGAAAGGUCCACCUGGACCUCCAGGCCAACCAGGCCUUCCUGGACCACCAGGCCCACCAGCAGAAGUGAUCAUGUCCCCAGGCAAAUAUGAUUAUAGCGGCUACAUCAAAUCAGGAGAACCCUCAGCUGGGUUACUCAGUCCAUAUCCAGCUUUUACAGCCAUUCUUUCCCAUUCGUAUUACCCAGCUGGACAAGCAAUAGCAUUUGACAAAAUACUGACCAAUUCAAAUAAUAACUACGAUCCAUCAACCGGUAUUUUCACAUGUGAAAUAUCUGGCAUCUAUCAAUUUAAUUAUCAAAUACAAGUUAAGGGAGCAAAUGUUUGGGUCGGAUUAUACAAAAAUGAUGAGGCUGUGAUGUACUCAUAUGAUGACUAUACAGAAGGUUACAUUGAUCAGGUCUCAGGUAGUGUUACAUUAUACCUACAUGAGAAUGACCAAAUCUAUGUACAGUUACCUACAGAAGAGUCUAAUGGCUUAUAUUCUUCUGACCUCAUGUAUUCAGUAUUCUCAGGGUUUCUAAUUGUCCAUUCAUGAUAUGCACCAGCUUGAAACAUGGACUUGACUACAUGAUCCAUGUUCUAUUCCAAGUGACGUUAACAAAAUUUAGUUAAUGGAGCAAGCUAAAAGAAAGGACAACUGUUGAAUAGAAGGGUAGCUAUUGUUACAUUAAGAAACAUACAGUUCUGCCCAGUCAACUGCUGUAUCGUCAUCAUCUGCAAAAUGUCAUUUACUCAAAACAAGGUCCUUCGGGUUUUUGA
Chiloscyllium plagiosum (whitespotted bambooshark) is the source of this 2455-nucleotide messenger RNA. Lineage: Eukaryota; Metazoa; Chordata; Chondrichthyes; Orectolobiformes; Hemiscylliidae. The record is from RefSeq and is a predicted model, not a curated record.